AUGUCUUUCCCUCACAGUGACGUGGUGCGAGUCCGAGCUGUAGUGAUGACCCGCGACGACUCCAGUGGGGGCUGGGUGCCGCUGGGAGGGCCCGGCCUCAGCCACGUUGUGAUCCGCCGGAUCCCGCACUCCGACGAGAGCGGCCAGCUCCGCUUCCUGAUCCAGGGAGAGAGGAUCCGGGAUCAGACGAUCAUCCUGGAAUGUGGCUUGAAGAAAGACCUGGUUUACAACAAGGUGAAUCCCAUCUUCCACCAUUGGAAAGUCGACGACCUGAAGUUUGGCCUCACCUUCCAGAGUCCAGCCGAUGCCAUCAGCUUCGAGACGAGCAUUAAGAGCUCCAUCGAGGAACUGCUGGAAGGGUCUCUGAGCUCCUCGUCGUCUGCACACAGUGAGGCUGGUGCUCCAGAAGACCUCACUGCAACACUGACCGACAGCGAGUCCUCAGCCAAUAGCCAGAAGGAGAUGCUGCCAAAACAUGUCACCAUAGUAACCAGCCAAUCCUCAUCCAGCUGCUACAUCUGGUCCCCAGCUUCCGAUCACUUCCGGCUUGGAGUCACACCGGGAACUGCACAUCCCAACCAGUCCACCCCAUCACCCCCCUCCCCCAAUCCCCCAACCCCCAGUCCCCCCACCCCUCACCCCUCCCCCAAAUACCCAGUCCAGAGCCAGCCGCUGCAGGGCAGCAGCUCGAGAGCGGAGGAUGAGGGGGAGAACGCUAGGCCGUGCAGAGACCCCGGGCCGGCGAAGGGUUACGAGGAUUACCGGAGAGCGGCGCUGGGCGGCCGGGAGGCUGGCAAGGUGGACCUGCGCGUGCACUUCGCGAAGGGUGAGGGGCAGGCAGCGGGGAGCCCGCGAUCGGAGUGCCCGCUGAAGGAGGCGAAAGGCUCACCGGCCUGUCACAUCGACACGGUCCCCGUGAGCGUCCUGAAGAAGGGGAAUGGAGGUGGAGGUGGAGGUGGAGGAGGAGGGCCCAGCGCAGUGGGCGAUGAGGAUGCGGCUCCUUCCCGCUGCAUUUACUGCCGGGACGUGUUCCAGGACAACGGGCCUGGGAGGUGCCGGGACGCCCCAGAUCCAGCAGAUCGGUGUGUUCGGCAGCUCAGCUGCAUGUGGUGUGCGGAGUCCAUGCUGUACCACUGUAUGUCUGACUCUGAGGGCGAUUACUCUGACCCCUGCACGUGCGAGGCAGGUAGCCGUCACCAUCUGUGUGCCCGCUGGCUGGCGCUCCUCGCCCUGUCUACUGUCGCGCCCUGUAUGUGCUGUUACCUACCCCUGAGGGCCUGCCAUCACUGCGGGCAACGCUGGGGAUGCUGUGGAGGCAAGCACAAGGCGGUGCGGUGA
Hemiscyllium ocellatum (epaulette shark) is the source of this 1338-nucleotide messenger RNA. RefSeq names its product sprouty related EVH1 domain containing 3 (gene spred3). The transcript has 6 exons. Gene Ontology annotation, cellular component: membrane. The record is from RefSeq and is a predicted model, not a curated record. Gene Ontology annotation, biological process: multicellular organism development; negative regulation of MAPK cascade. Gene Ontology annotation, molecular function: protein kinase binding. Bases 1 to 1338 code for a protein of 445 amino acids. NCBI's taxonomy places the organism in Eukaryota, Metazoa, Chordata, Chondrichthyes, Orectolobiformes, Hemiscylliidae.